Molecule: messenger RNA, 1445 nt
Organism: Apis dorsata (giant honeybee)
Lineage: Eukaryota; Metazoa; Arthropoda; Insecta; Hymenoptera; Apidae
Exons: 1
Coding region: 247-1251 (334 amino acids)
Source: RefSeq, a predicted model, not a curated record
UCUUCAAACAAAACUCUACUGAAGCAACAAAAUUACAUUUUUCUCUUCCCUCGAAUAUAAUCGUACACCUGUAAACACUACUAAAUUGGGCACAAAUAUUAAGAACUUAAUCAAAGCAAGAAAAACAAAAAGAAUCGGACCGUUCGCGACAAUAUUUCUUCUUAACUAUUUACACAACUGUAACCCCCUGUAUAUAACAUACGCGGGCGGGAAGGAACGGCAUCAAUCGACAAAGUUCCGUCGACCAUGCAGAUCCCAACGCUUCUCGUCAUAUGCUUGCUCGGCAUAUCGGGCUUGGUGCACGCAGGCGUCGAGGAAUUCAAGGCAACCGAGGAGGUGAUCGGCAAAAAGUUAGAAGUCGACCUGUUGAAAAAUGUGGACACUAGCGCGAAACGAAAAGAGAACGGCGCCCCAGUGCUCGGCAAAAACAUAUUCAAAUCCCUGGAGAAGAUCAAGGCGUCGGCAGGCGCGGAUGCUAAAACAUCAGCCGUGGUGAAAGCGUCCGCUCUGGCUCUUGCAGAGGCCUAUUUGCGAGCGUCUGCAUUGUCAGCCGCCGCUUCAGCCAAAGCAGCCGCUGCCCUGAAGAAUGCGCAACAAGCGCAAUUAGUCGCCCAGGAGAAAGCUUUGGCCGCGUUGAAAGCUCAGUCCGAGGAAGAGGCAGCUUCUGCUCGUGCGAACGCAGCAGCCGCCGCGACACAGUCGGCAGUGGAACGCGCUCAAGCCUCCUCCAGGAUAGCAAUGGCCGCCCAAGAUGUAGCCAGCGACUUGCAAAAACGGACCAGUACCAAGGCCGCGGCUGAAGCCGCUGCUACCCUCAGGCAAUCACAGGACGCAGAACAAACCAAAUGGAAUGCCAAAUCUGCCUUGGAAGCCUCCGCCGCUGCAGCUGCCGCAGAAACGACGACUACUGCCUCUUCGGAGGCCGCUAGCGCCGCCGCCAAAAAGGCAGCCGCGAUAGCUUCUGACGCGGAUGGCGCGGAAAGGUCGGCAUCUACCGAGGCACAAUCAGCUGCGAAGAUCGAAAGUGUAGCAGCCGCCGAAGGAUCCGCCAACUCGGCCUCUGAAGAUUCCCACGCCGCGCAAUUGGAAGCUUCUGCCGCGGCGAGAGCCAACGUGGCCGCAGCUAUCGGGGAUGGAGCGAUUUCAGGACUUGGACAGGACGCGGGUGCCGCGGCUCAGUUGCUUGCACAGGCGAAGGCAUUGGCCGAAGUUAGCUCGAAAUCCGAAAAUAUUGAGGAUAAAAAAUUUUGAAGGGGGCAUUUAAUAGGGAUUUGAGUGGAAAUCUUUCUUAGACCACUGAGAAUUUUGAUUGGGAAGAAUAGGAGUUGAUUGUUUGGAUAUGAUUAGAGAACAGGCUGAGAACGGGGCCGAUUAAAAUUAAAAGUAAAACAUUGUCGAAACGAGUUUACCUACGUGAUAAUAAAGAUCCACUAUUUUAGCAAAUA